UCAACAUCUUCUCAAAAGACAAAAGUGAAAAGAAAAGCAUGUAAAGCUGAAAACCCUUCUUCAUCCUUAAUAUUUUGCGUAUUCCGAUUGUAAUGCAAACAAUUACAAGUUUAAAAUAAAAAUUUUGGUUACAUAAAACACGAAUUAUCAGUGUUUAAGGGAAUUUAAUAUAGUUCAGAUUUGUUUGGUCAAGAUUAAAUAUUAUUUCAAUAGGAUUUACAUAAGAAUAAUUACAAAUUAUGGAACAAUUAGGAACGUAUUAUAAGAAAAUGCAAAUUUAGCAAGAAUGGCAAAAGAACUAUCAUAAAUAUUGGGAACAAUAACUUAUCUUCCUUUUUCCUUGGAUACUGAUCUGAACUUCUACAUGGACCGUGUCGACCAAAAUUAGAAACAUGACAAGUGUGAAAGCCUGCUGCGUCCCCAGCUGUGAUUCGAGUCAACGUGGAAAAGGCACAACCUACCAUUUAUUUUCCAGAAUUAGAUUGUAUGCAAACAUUCGGGAAAAAUGGAUUAGUAUUAUUCGGGAGCUGAGAAAUGAUCCAAAUUGGGAACCCGUCGAAUUGAGGGACACAAUCUGCUCGAGACAUUUCCAACCGUCCGAAUUGUACGGAGACGUGCGGAGACUGUUAAUUCGGACGGCGAUUCCCACUCUUAAUUUAUGGCCAGAUUCCAAACCCACAACUUUGAUGCAUGACCUCCCUGACAAUCUGGAAAUCAUGACGAGCACCUGUGACGAGGAUCUGCAUGACGAGGAGGAUGACAAAAUUGGUCCCGAUCCUCUGGAAGGAGUGGAUCCAUACUGCGCCACACCUGCUACCACCACGUGCUCUACAAAAUCGACCCCGGGACAAAUAAGUUUUACUCCAUUUGCCCAAUUUGCAAACAGGGUUCAGCGAGAAAGAUCUCAGAAAAAUAUUGGACGUGGACGUCCACCGAUUCACAAGGAGUCAAAGUUCACCUGUCCAACGUGCCAAAAAGGAUUUGACAAAAGCAGGAAGUAUGUUCUUCACUUGGAAAAGCACAUUCCAAGCCCCAAGUUUACGUGUGAAUGGCCAGGAUGUCAUUGGCACUUUCCUGAUAAAUACAGACUCAAAUCCCACGUUCAAGUGAUGCAUAUCAACAAACCGUUUGCUUGUUCGAUUUGCUCUUCUGCGUAUGCCAGCAAAGAACAAUUGCAAAUCCAUGAGGAAUUCAUGCACAAAGUGGUCAACAGUACUACGUAAAAAUUUUGUACACUCUUAAAAAUAUUGCUACCCUUGAAACUUGUAUGCUUAAAACAAAAACAUAUUUUAUAAACACUUAAAAAUAAACCUUUUCCAGUUUUUUCAAUUGAUUUAUUUAAAAAAAA
Molecule: messenger RNA, 1348 nt
Organism: Folsomia candida
Lineage: Eukaryota; Metazoa; Arthropoda; Collembola; Entomobryomorpha; Isotomidae
Product: Krueppel-like factor 17
Exons: 7
Coding region: 393-1223 (276 amino acids)
Biological process (GO): regulation of transcription by RNA polymerase II
Cellular component (GO): nucleus
Molecular function (GO): RNA polymerase II cis-regulatory region sequence-specific DNA binding; DNA-binding transcription factor activity, RNA polymerase II-specific
Source: RefSeq, a predicted model, not a curated record